This is a messenger RNA of Myxocyprinus asiaticus (Chinese sucker), 1847 nucleotides long. RefSeq names its product collagen alpha-3(VI) chain-like. Lineage: Eukaryota; Metazoa; Chordata; Actinopteri; Cypriniformes; Catostomidae. The coding region runs from base 69 to 1838 and encodes 589 amino acids. The record is from RefSeq and is a predicted model, not a curated record. The transcript has 3 exons.
CCUUACCAAGAAAGGACGUAGUAUUUCUGCUGGACGGUUCAGAUGGAAAUAGGAAUUCUUUCCCAGCAAUGCGUGAAUUUGUUCAAAGAGUAGUGGAGCAAUUCAACAUAGAUGCAAACGAAGACCAUGUUUCUGUGGUGCAGUACAGUAGAGACACUGAGGUCCAUUUCUAUCUGAAUACCUACACUUCAAAGGAAGACAUUCUUGACAGUGUCAGAGGUCUGAGACACAAAGGAGGGAGACCCCUCAACACGGGUGCAGCUCUCCAGUACGUCAAAGAUAAUGUCUUUACAGCCUCCUAUGGCAGCAGACGACUGGAGGGUGUGCCGCAGAUACUGAUUGUGCUAAGUGGGGGAAAGUCAUUUGACAGUGUUGAUACAGCAGCCUCCUCUCUGAAAGAGCUUGGAGUCUUGACCUUCGGAAUCGGCUCAAGAGGCUCUGAUAGCAGAGAAUUGCAGAGAAUCUCAUAUGACCCCAAUUACGCUCUGUCCGUGUCCGACUUCACUGAGCUUCCAAAUGUCCAAGAACAGCUGCUGGCCUCCGUACAGGCUGUUGCAAUGCCAACUACGCCAACUUCACCGACAGUGAUCGCUGAUUACACCAUACCAAGAAAGGAUGUAGUAAUUUUGCUGGACGGCUCAGAUGGCACUAGGAAUUCUUUCCCAGCAAUGCGUGAAUUUGUGCAAAGAGUAGUAGAGCAAUUUAACAUAGAGGCAAACAGAGACCGUGUUUCUGUGGUGCAGUACAGUAAAGACGCUGAGGCCCAUUUCUAUCUUAAUACCUACGCUACAAAGGAGGAGAUCCUUAACACUGUCAGGAGUCUUAGGCACAGAGGAGGGAGACCCCUCAACACAGGGGCAGCUCUCCAGUACGUGAUGAACAAUGUCUUCACUGCCUCUGCUGGGAGUAGAAGGCAAGAGGGUGUUCCUCAGGUUCUUAUACUUUUCAGUGGAGGACGCUCAAACGAUAACAUAGACACACCUGCCUCUGCUCUGAAAGAGAGUGGGGUCUUAAUUUUUGGCAUUGGCACCAGAAAUUCGAGCAGAGAGGUACAGAUAAUUGCCAGUGGUCCUACCUAUGCACAGUCCAUCCCUGAGUUCUCUGACCUUCCCAGUGUCCAGCAGCAGUUUUUGAGCUCACUGAACAAUGUGCUUGUGCAAGUCCUGCAGAUGACACCUACUGUUAUGGUUGAACGAAGGAUGGCUGGGAGGGAUGUAGUGUUCCUGCUGGAUGGUUCAGAUGGCACUAGGAGCUCUUUUCCAGCAAUGCGUGACUUUGUUGAAAGGAUGGUGGAGAGAUUGAAUAUGUCUGAGAGACGAGACCGUGUGUCUGUGGUGCAGUUCAGCAGAGAUCCAGAGGCCCAUUUCUAUCUUAACACAUACACGAAUAAGGAGGACAUUCUUGACACGGUCAGGGGCCUGAGGCACAAAGGAGGGAGACCCCUCAACACAGGGGCGGCUCUGCAGUACGUGAGAGACAGUGUCUUCACUGCCUCCUCAGGAAGCAGACGUGUAGAGGGUGUGCCACAGUUACUGAUUCUGCUGAGUGGUGGAAGGUCAUUUGAUAAUGUUGACAUACCGGCCACCUCCCUGAAAGAGCUUGGAGUAUUGAUCUUUGGGAUAGGGUCAAGGAGCUCUGACAGCAGGGAACUGCAGAGGAUCUCCCAUGACCCAAGUUAUGUACUCUCAGUGAGUGACUUCUCUGACCUUCCCAGUGUCCAACAGCAGCUUUUCACCAACAUUAACACGGUACUUGUAGAGGGCACGCCUAUCACUACCACAAUAAUAGGUAAGAGAAAGACAAAACUGGCUUGCUUUAAUGCCCCUCAUUUUUUAUGAUCGUAGCAA